Molecule: messenger RNA, 1782 nt
Organism: Corylus avellana
Lineage: Eukaryota; Viridiplantae; Streptophyta; Magnoliopsida; Fagales; Betulaceae
Product: protein NEN1
Molecular function (GO): nucleic acid binding; 3'-5' exonuclease activity
Source: RefSeq, a predicted model, not a curated record
CACUCUAUCCAGAUUCCAGACACAGCCGCAAUUGAGCAAAUCAAAAUGGGUUCGACUUCGAGGAGCGACGAAAGAUCCGAAAUCGUAUUCUUCGACGUGGAGACGACGGUGCCGACCCGAACCGGUCAGGGAUUCGGGUUACUGGAAUUCGGAUCCAUCCUGGUGUGCCCCAGGAAGCUGGUGGAGCUGGAGAGCUACUCCACCCUGGUCCAACCCACCGAUCUCUCGCUCAUCUCCUCCUUGUCCGUGCGAUGCAACGGCAUCACCCGCGAUGCUGUCGUUUCCGCCCCGACCUUCAGCGAGAUCGCCGAUCGGGUCUACGACAUUCUCCAAGGACGGAUUUGGGCGGGUCACAAUAUACUGAGGUUUGAUUGUGCUCGCAUAAGGGAGGCUUUUGCAUAUAUUGGUCGGCCAGCGCCGGAGCCAAAGGGCACGAUUGAUUCAUUGGCAUUGUUGACUCAGAGGUUUGGAAGGAGGGCUGGUGACAUGAAGAUGGCCACUCUUGCGACUUAUUUUGGACUUGGACAGCAGACCCACAGGAGCCUGGAUGAUGUUCGGAUGAAUCUUGAAGUUCUCAAGUAUUGUGCAACAGUUUUAUUCUUGGAGUCAAGCCUGCCAGACAUAUUCACAGAAAAUAGUUGGGUUUCUCCAAAUGCUAUUACAAGAAGUCGUGUAAAUGCAAAUUCUUCUCCAGAAGGGGUGGGCCCAUGCAUUAGUCCUCCCUCGUCAACUUUAAAGUUGAAAAAUGGUCCCAAGCUAUCUCCUAUGAAUAAAAAACAAGAGCAAAAUCAUCCAAUAUUAUCACUUAUGACUCGCAGUAGUGCAGCAGAGGGUGAACCUAGUGCUCAAGGAGAUUCUUUUGACAUGAGCCGGCUAAUAAGUGAAUCUGAAUCCCUUGAAUCUGACGCCACUAUGGAAGAAACGGUGGAGUCUUCUGAGACGUCUUCCACAGCUGAUGUUUCCUACGGUAGCAGUGAUUCUGGGGGAUUUUUAGAGCCUAAUGAAGUUUCUAUUUCUGCUAUCAAAGCAUGUUUUGUUCCAUUUUAUCGUGGGAGUCAAAGAAUGCAAUUAUUGCACAAAGGUGUCAUUUUGCAGCUUGGUUGUACACAUUUGAAAGUGCGAUUUGGGUUAAGUACGAAAUUUGUUGAUCAUGCUGGCCGCCCACGAUUGAACAUUGUGGUUAACGCAUCACAGAGUUUAUGUAAGGUUCUCGAUGCAUGUGAUGGUAUGGUAAAGAAGCUCUCCUCGGAUUCUGGUAGCAGCUCUGAAUGGAGGCCUGUUGUGUCCAGGAAAGAUGGCUUCGUUAACUAUCCUACAGUGAGAUUGCACAUACCAACUUCCAUAACUGGAGAUAGUGCUCGAUAUGCUACAGAGAUAUGUCAAAAAGAAUCUUCCGGCUCUGAGCAAAGGCUUGUGUUCAGCAAAUUUGACGCAGCAGAGCUUGAACCCUUGUUCACUCCUGGGACCUUUUUGGACGCAUUCUUUUCCUUGGAUCCAUAUGACUAUCAGCAGAAUGCAGGCAUUCGCUUGGUGGCGAAAAAAUUGAUUAUUCAUUCCAAUUGAUGAGAGAAGAAGAAUCUCUGAUUUAUUUAGGAGGGUCAGGUGUCGUGAUGUGAAUAUGUAAAAUAGCACCAAAGUAGACUAACAUCUACAAAGAAAAUGUUUUCCAUGCAUUCAAGGUUAGGAUGGAAAGGACAUGGAUACUGAUGAUUGACUGUGAGAUGUAAGUGCAGAAUCUAUUUGAAUGUUAUUAAUGUUAUAACUGGCCACCAAAUUUGUUUA